CAUAGCUUCCUGUUACCUGCCAGCAGCCUUUCUUUAUCUGUAGAUUGUGGAAAGGAAAACAAUAUGAGGUCCUUGCUGCCUCCAUCAGGAUGGAUGAUGGAUUGAUGUUAUCAGUAGCUCAAACUAUAUAGCAUCAAUGAUUAAUGGACAAUGAAGUAGAAAGAAUGUGGAAGGAAGCAGAUGGCCUAAUUCAAGGAUGGAUGAAAUACAAGUGGUGGUUGUGGGUGCAGGGGCAGCAGGAGUGGCAGCAGCUGCUAGGUUAAUGGAACGUGGAGUUAAUGUUACUAUUUUAGAAGCAGAGCAAAGGAUGGGAGGCAGAAUUCACACUGUUCUUUUUGAAGAUGCUGUGUUGGAUCUUGGAGCUCAGUGGGUUCAUGGAGAAGUGGGCAAUGUUGUAUUUUACUUGGCAAACAAGUAUGGACUUUUGACUGAAAGUAAUACAAGAAUAUUAGAAUCACCAUAUAUUGAUUGUACAGGAAAAAUUGUUGACCAAGAGGUUGCAGAUAAAAUAAUAAGAAUUUUAUCAUUUAUUCACAAGAAUGGUGACUCUGUAUUAAGAGACUUUGAAGGAUCUCUUGGAGAUUAUUACAAUGAAUCAUUUCAGAAAAAGAUGGAAGAAGAAUUUUCUGGUAGUCAUUCAACAAUAGGUCAGUAUUUCUUAGACUGGUUCCAAAAGUUUGAGAACAGUAUUGAUGGUUCUGAUUCCUGGUUUGAAACAUCUGGCCGUGGUCUGACAGAAUACUGGGAUUGCGAGGGUAAUCUGCUAUUGAGCUGGAAAUCUGGAGGGUAUCAGAAAGCCCUGGACCUUUUAAUGAAUAAAUAUCCAGGUGGGGAAGAUGAAGUACAUGUUGGUGGUAAUGUAAAAUACAAUAAAGAAGUUACACAUAUUAAGUGGAAUAAUGUGCCAGCAAAUAAAGUCCUAGUGGAGUGUUCUGAUGGUUCGUCAUAUGCAGCAGACCAUGUUAUACUGACUGUAAGUCUUGGUGUGUUGAAGGAGAAAGCACACUCCAUAUUCUAUCCAGCAUUGCCACCAAAAAAGUUAAAAACAAUUGAGGGUUUGGGUAUUGGGUGCGUGAACAAGAUAUAUCUCAAGUUUCCAUACCAGUGGUGGCCAGAACUACACUCUGGUUUUAACUUCCUUUGGACUGAUGAAGAGGCACAUACUUUCAAGCCUUCAGGAAAUGUGGCUGAGGGUGUGGGAGGAAAGCAAUGGCUUCAAGAUGUAUUUGGGUUUUAUUCUGUGGACAACCAGCCUCUAGUAUUAUGUGGCUGGAUAGUGGGACCUUCAGCACGCUACAUGGAACAGUUGUCUGAUGAACAAGUGAUAGAUGGCUGUGUUGAACUUCUGCAGAAGUUUGCUGGUAAAGGCUUUAAUUUGACAGUACCUAAGCCUGAACGUAUGGUGAGGUCAGCCUGGUCAUCAAACCCUCACUUCCGUGGCUCAUACAGCUUCCGCAGCAUGACUUCAGAGACUCUAGGAGCAUUUGCAUCACAUCUGGCUGAACCUUUAACUAAUAACAAUAAGAAACCAGUUUUGCUGUUUGCUGGUGAAGCAACACAUGAACACUAUUAUUCUACUGUGCAUGGUGCUGUGGAAUCUGGAUGGAGGGAAGCAGAUAGGAUCUUUGCAUAUUAUGGUUGCUGUAUUCCCAAAACAUCAGUUCUGGAUUGCAGGAACUCCUGCCAAGUGGUUAUUGUUGGCGCAGGCAUUGCUGGUCUUGCAGCUGCCAAAACUUUGGUAGACAAUGGACUUGGUGACAUCAUAAUUCUAGAAGCACAGGAUCAUUCAGGAGGACGAAUUAGCUCCAUGUUCCUUAAUGGAGGCUGGAUAGAAACUGGAGCACAGUGGAUCCAUGGUCAAAAUAAUGAGGUUUGGAAACUUGCACAUAAGUAUGACUUGCUCUCAACUGUUACAUCAUCCGAGGGAGAAGGUAUAUACAUCAGAGAAGAUGGAGUGGUUUUUGACCCAACACUUGUUGAAGAGGUUUACCGAGUGGUAACUGAAAUAUUACAAGAAUGUGAACAGUAUGCAGAUGGUUAUUGUGAUAUGGAAGCAAUACCCAAAUCUAUUGGUCAUCAUCUUAAGCAGAAGUUUGAACAGUAUCUAGAUAGUUGUCAUGGCGAUUCAAAGGAGCAACGAUGCAUGAAGGUGGAACUGUAUGAUUGGCAUCUGAGAUUUCAGGUGAUUGACAACUCAUGCACGAUACUAGAUAAGCUUUCUGCCAAAGCUUGGGGGAACUAUUUGUUCAGUGGUGGGAAUGAUUAUGUAAACUUCAAGAAGGGCUAUAGCUCUCUGAUCAGGGCCAUAGUAGAGGAACUCCCAACUGGAACCCUGUUUCUAAACAGUCCUGUAACUAAGGUGAAGUGGCAGCAGAACGUUAGUUUGCAGGUACCGGAUGACACAGUUUUGGAAGAAGCUUGUAAGAAACUGAGGGGACAUGACGUGAAAAAUCCUUUUGGCACUGAUAUGUAUAGGGAUACAGUGCCCCGGUCUUCUCAUAAUGGCAUUGACUCAAAGGUUAUGAAAAAUAUAGGGAAAUCUCCUGUGACAGUUUUGUGCAACAGUGGAGCAAUGUAUACUGCUGGACAUGUCAUUGUGACUUGUUCUCUUGGCUGCUUGAAGGAUAGCUGCAAGACGAUGUUUGAACCUGAACUGCCUCGUUCUAUGAUCCAGGCUAUUGAAGAUAUGGGGUUUGCUGCAAUAAACAAGAUCUUUCUUGAUUUCAAAGAGCCCUGGUGGAGUCCUGACAUCAAAGGCUUUCAGUUGAUUUGGUCCAAGGAUAAUAGUGUUAUACCAACAUAUAAAGAGCGCUCAUCUUGGACUCAAGACCUUACUGGUUUUGAUGUUGUUUGUGGACAAGAAGGUGUUCUUCUGGGCUGGGUUGGAGGAAAGGGAGCUGAGUUGGUUGAAGACUUGGCAGAGGAAGAGAUUGGGCAACACUGUACAGAUUUGUUGAGAAAGUUCACACUGAAUGAAUAUAUUCCUCUUCCCCGUCGAGUGAUAAGGAGUCAGUGGCACAAGAAUCCGUACAUUCGUGGAGGAUACAGCAACUCAACAAGUCUGUGUGAUGUUUCCAGCAGAGGGCCAUCAGACCUGGCAACACCUGUGUGGGCUGAUGUGUGCUGUGGGGAUGUACCCACUGAAUGUAGGUAUCCCGUAGUUUUGCUAGCGGGGGAAGCGACCCACGAGCAUUACUUUUCCACAACACAUGGUGCAUAUGACACAGGCCAGGCACAGGCUAAGGUGAUUUUAGACUAUCUCAAAGGUAUGAAAGCGGGGAAGAGGACAAAGCUAUCAGUUGGGCCCUCUUCUCUAAACUAGCCUCAGAACUGGACCAGUUCAGGUAUCCAAAGUAUUACAAGUUAUCAUGUGCCAAUGGUUCAAAUUUUGGGUUGGCAAUGGGAUGUUGCUCCAUGUGAUCUCAUAGAAACGAACAACUUACUGCCGCCAUCAUCAGGGCAAUGAGUCUGUUGCUCUGAAGUUGGAGGCAGUAAGCACCUCUGAAACAACAGGUUCUAUGGAUUGCAUGGCUCAACAUUCCUGAAGACAGUCAUCUUCAUACUCACCAAUAUGAGAAUAUUAUCUUGCCACUCUUUGUUAAAUUUUAAAAUAUACUUUUUCUUGUGCGACAGCAUUUUUUUAUACUUAAUUUUAUAUAUAUUUAUAUACUGUAAAGUCUGCCAAUGCAAGAACUAAAUCAUGUAUGUAUUCCUGGAACUACAGAGUGUUUUGUUCUGGUGUAACUUUGUGCUGCUUUUAUAACUGUAUAAGAGACUCUCAUUAUACUAGUUUUCACUGUCCAUGUUUUAUUUUGGUAUCAUGAGAGGUGUCAAUAUUCUCUCCAUUACCAAUUUUUAAAGCUUCUUACCUUUUGUUGAAAUGAGCCGGGAUAGCUCAGUCAGUAUAGUGACUAGCUACGGGCUGGAUGGCCGGGGUUCGAUCCACGAUGGGGGCAGAGGAUUUUUCCUCUAGCCUCUGCGUCCAGACCAGCUCUGGGGCCCACCCAGCAUCCUCUACAAUGGGUACCGGGGGUAAAGCCGGCCGGGGCGUGAUGCCGACCACUCACCCCAAGCGCCUUUAUGGCACGUAGCGGGACAAACUUUACUUUCCUUUUACCUUUUGUUGAACCUUCUCUAGGUUUAUCAGGGAAUGUGAUGCAGGUGAUAAGCUUAGCAUCAGAGAAUUCUGGCACAAGCUUAACAUCAAAACAGUGAUUGUUUUGUGUCCCAUUUUACAUGUUUUGAACAAACAUAGUGAUUUGCAGGAAUGUGACCUCCAUGUAUAAUGAGAGACAACUGUAUGUAUUUUUAAGUAAAGGAAAACACUGUGUAUAAAUAGUGUAAUUAAUGAUGUAAGCGAGUGAUUUUAAAAGAACUGCCAAAAAUACUUUUUAUAUUCUGGGUUUAAUGAGGAUAGUUCUAUUGUUAUUAUUGACGCUGAAUGUCAUUAUAUACGCUGUGUGUGUAGGUAUAUGUGUACGUUCAUGCGUGUAUGUAUUAUGUUCAUGUGAACUGAGCUGAUUUUUAUCCCUCAUGUUAUUUAACAUUAUUUUCUUGUAUUGUUUUGUAAAUUAUGAUACUGUUAAACUUUAAAAAAGUG
Molecule: messenger RNA, 4600 nt
Organism: Zootermopsis nevadensis
Lineage: Eukaryota; Metazoa; Arthropoda; Insecta; Blattodea; Termopsidae
Molecular function (GO): polyamine oxidase activity
Source: RefSeq, a predicted model, not a curated record